UCUAUAAAGUGAGUUAGUGACGGAAGAGCGGCUGCUGUGCUGUGAGGAGUGACUGCUGUUUGCGCAACUGUUGGUGGUGAGAGCAGUCUGACAUCGCUGGGAGGAAAAUGUACUGUCGGUUGAGACAACAAACAUUAUUAAUGGCAGAAGAUUACAUCGGUUUCUGCAGCGGGAUCCAACAGACACCUCCCAGUGAGUCAGCAGAGGCCAUGAGAUACCUGGCCAAAGAGAUGGAGCAGCAGUACAGAACCAAAUUCCAAUCUUUCAUCAAGGAAUUACUGGACAGCUGCGGAUCAGAUCCCAGCAAGUGUCUGCAGAGUGUGAUGAGGGAAGUGGUGGUAGAUGGGAAACUGAACUGGGGGAGGGUGGUCUCCAUCUUUGCCUUCACUGGAGUGCUGGCCAACGAGUUGAUCUCCAGAGGAGGGAAUUGCGAGUGCUCCCGGAGACUGGCUGAGACCAUAGCGGACUAUCUGGGAGGGGAAAAGCAAGACUGGCUGAUUGAAAAUGGAGGCUGGGAGGGUUUCUGCAGGUUUUUCCACAAUGCGAGACCACUGAACCAAGAGUCGUCGAUGAAGACUGCACUGUUCGCAGCGGCAGGAGUGGGUUUAGCUGGUCUAACCUUUCUCUUAGUACGCUAAAAUUUUAGUUGCUCUUCUCUUUUAACCAUGCACCCACAUCUGCCC
Messenger RNA from Xyrauchen texanus (razorback sucker), 683 nucleotides. Its product is annotated as anti-apoptotic protein NR13-like. The coding region runs from base 108 to 638 and encodes 176 amino acids. Gene Ontology annotation, biological process: extrinsic apoptotic signaling pathway in absence of ligand; intrinsic apoptotic signaling pathway in response to DNA damage; regulation of apoptotic process. The transcript is spliced from 3 exons. Gene Ontology annotation, molecular function: protein homodimerization activity; protein heterodimerization activity. Lineage: Eukaryota; Metazoa; Chordata; Actinopteri; Cypriniformes; Catostomidae. Gene Ontology annotation, cellular component: mitochondrial outer membrane. The record is from RefSeq and is a predicted model, not a curated record.